AUGGUUCUCUCAUUCAUUCUUGUGCAGAAUCGCCAGGGGAAGACGCGGCUCGCGAAAUGGUAUGCGCCGUAUAGCGAUGAAGAAAAAGUCAAGCUAAAGGGCGAGGUACAUCGCCUGGUCGCCCCGCGAGAUCAGAAAUACCAGUCCAAUUUCGUCGAAUUCAAGCGGAGUACCAAGGUUGUCUACCGGAGAUAUGCGGGGUUGUUCUUCUGCGCCUGCGUCGACGCAACCGACAACGAACUAGCCUACCUCGAGGCGAUCCACUUCUUCGUCGAGGUGUUGGAUCAGUUCUUUGGAAACGUUUGUGAGCUGGACUUGGUGUUCAAUUUCUACAAAGUAUACGCUAUUCUGGACGAGGUGUUCCUUGCAGGAGAGAUCGAAGAAACAAGCAAGCAGGUCGUGUUGACGAGGUUGGAACACUUGGAUAAGCUGGAAUGA
Molecule: messenger RNA, 438 nt
Organism: Aspergillus niger
Lineage: Eukaryota; Fungi; Ascomycota; Eurotiomycetes; Eurotiales; Aspergillaceae
Exons: 5
Coding region: 1-438 (145 amino acids)
Biological process (GO): protein transport; clathrin-dependent endocytosis
Cellular component (GO): intracellular membrane-bounded organelle; AP-2 adaptor complex
Molecular function (GO): clathrin-cargo adaptor activity
Source: RefSeq, a predicted model, not a curated record